CCGUUCACCCGCUCGCAGUCUGUGCUCAAACGUUAUAGUGUCUACAACCACUGUGCCAGGACUUUGUAAUUAUGAAUACACAGUGUUUUAUAGUGUUAGCGCUCGCUUUUGGCGUCGCGGUCGCCCAAGAAUCCUUCAAAUGCCCAGAUGACUUCGGCUUCUACCCUCACCACAACUCAUGUGACAAAUACUGGAAAUGUGACAAUGGUGUUGCUGAGCUCAAGACCUGUGGAAACGGACUCGCCUUCGACAACACAGACUCCAAAUACUUGACCGAAAACUGUGACUACCUACACAACGUUGACUGUGGAGACAGAACACAACUAGAACCUCCAAUCUCUACUCCUCACUGCGCAAGACUGUACGGUAUCUUCGCUGACGAGGCCAAAUGUGACGUUUUCUGGAACUGCUGGAAUGGAGAGGCAUCUCGCUACCAGUGCAGCCCUGGACUCGCUUACGACAGAGAAGCUCGCGUGUGUAUGUGGGCUGACCAGGUUCCAGAAUGCAGAAACGAAGAGGUAGCAAACGGUUUCUCUUGCGCCAACCCUGGUGAAGUUGCCAAUGCUGGAUCAUUCAGUCGCCACGCCCACCCCGAAGAUUGCCGUAAAUACUACAUCUGUCUCGAAGGUGUUGCCCGUGAAUACGGGUGCCCAAUUGGAACCGUCUUCAAGAUCGGAGACUCAGACGGUACAGGCAACUGUGAAGACCCAGAAGACGUUCCCGGAUGCGAAGACUACUACGGUGAUUUGGACCUGAAGUCUAUCCGCAAGAGUGAGCUCCUCGCCGGCCUCAAGAGCGACGGCCAGUCCCGCCCAGACCAGCCCAAGCACCUCAAACCCCGUCCACAAAAAGAGAACUAAACUGAACUAAACCCACUCUAUACAGUCUAAUACUCACGUAAAAUAAGUUCGUUCACAUCGCGAGUGAUCUGUAUUCACAUUGAAUGAAUUAAAUCGCCUUUUUAUUUAAAUUGCUCGCGGUGAUGUAGUUAAUACGAGUUUCGAAUUGUUAUGUAAGUGAGUGAUACUAAAUUGUUUUGUAUUCAUGUCCAGUUGCCAAAUACUCGAUGUAACAAACAGUUCAGAUAGGACCUAGAAAAUCAUUCCGUUUAGAAAUAUUUAUUAUACUGUUACUAUGUUAUUUGAUAGAUCGGUUCUUCCUGUGUAUAUAUCGGAAUAAAAUUAGUCUACAGAUUAUAUAAUGUUUUGCAUUUAUGGUAUUAGGUUUCGAAAGAACAUUCAAUAAAUUCAAUUGACCGUUGUAAAUAUAUUAACUGAAACGUUACGACUGAGUGUUGUUGUUUGAUAGACACUGUACUACUUAAGUUUUAUUUUUAGUGAUAAAAUAAACAAAAUAUAUAAAAAUCAAGAAUGUUGUUUUUAGUUCUGACGUUGCACUUGCACUUUUCUCGUAACCACCUUUCACAAAACACUAUUUCAAUUGCAUUUACUUUCUAAUAACCUUUUAAUAACUUCUCUUACAGUCUAUCUGUUUCUUAAUCUGUAAACAAACUUAUGUUACAACUAGCUGGUUCCUUUCUACGGAUUGCUGACCUCGUUGUUAUCAGUGAGGAUUACUACGGUGAUGUAGACCUCAAAGCGUUGAAGAAGCUGGGAUUCUGAAUGUCAAGGAGCGACUCGAAGCACAGACUGAAGUUCAAUCUUUUUGAUUUAAUUUAAUUUCGCCUCUUCAGAAUACGCAAACAAGAGCGAAUUAAUCUAGCUAUGUAUUUACAUAAUACAUUUAUAAAUUAAGUAAUUUUAUGUUUGAAUUGUCAUAAAAUGGAAAUCAAGGUUAAGUUUCAAAUGUGUAAAAAUAUUGAAUUCUAUCUGUCUGAAGAGGCGCACAAGAAUAAAGGCAACAUGUCUCCAAAAAGCAGAGAUUUUUUGACAGUAAACGUUAUUUUAAUUAUUGCCAAAAAAACUCUUUGACAUAGUACCAACUGGUACUGUGUUGAAACAAAUUUAGUCAUACUUAGUAAUAAGUUUAGUGUUAAAUUUUGAUUAUAUUUUGUAAAUAAAUAUACUAAUCCAUAUUA
Pieris brassicae (large cabbage white) is the source of this 2038-nucleotide messenger RNA. It is a transcript of the gene Gasp, whose product is annotated as protein obstructor-E. Gene Ontology annotation, molecular function: chitin binding. The record is from RefSeq and is a predicted model, not a curated record. The transcript is spliced from 6 exons. Gene Ontology annotation, cellular component: extracellular region. Lineage: Eukaryota; Metazoa; Arthropoda; Insecta; Lepidoptera; Pieridae. Bases 72 to 860 code for a protein of 262 amino acids.